Molecule: messenger RNA, 1011 nt
Organism: Plasmodium knowlesi strain H
Lineage: Eukaryota; Apicomplexa; Aconoidasida; Haemosporida; Plasmodiidae
Product: rhodanese like protein, putative
Exons: 1
Coding region: 1-1011 (336 amino acids)
Biological process (GO): transsulfuration
Cellular component (GO): mitochondrion
Molecular function (GO): thiosulfate-cyanide sulfurtransferase activity
Source: RefSeq, a predicted model, not a curated record
AUGAAAAUGCACGCGUGUAAGCAUCUCAUAGAGACGAACGAGUUGCACGACCUUAUAAAGGAGGGAAGGGAGCAUUUACUAUUUGAUGCAAGCGGUUACAAUAUCAGGGAGGGAGGAAAAGAUAAAAACUCCUUUGAUGAUUACCAUCAGGAAGAAAGAAUAGAAGGAAGCAUAUCCUUCAAUUCGAUAGUUACCUCCAAUGGAAAUUCCAAUUUUUCUUUUUUCUUCCCAACUGAAGAAGAAUUUUUCUCCUACCUAAGGAAGUUACUCGUGCUAAGUGCAGUGGACAUAAAAAUAAAUACACUAGAAAAGGUGCCUGUCAUUUUUUACGAAAAGGAUGAAAUAUUUUAUGCCCCCAGAAUUUGGUUCAUGUUCAAAUUAUAUGGAUUCCAAAAUGUCCAAAUUUUAAAUGGCGGUUUGAAUAAAUGGCUAAAUGAGGAAAGAGAUGUAACAUCAACAGGUAAGAAGGCACAAGGAUUUAAGCAUCUUCCACAGACUGAUAAAAUUAUCCAAGUGGACAAACUGAUAAAGGAACACAUAGAAAAAAAUAAAAAACAAAUAAGUGAAAAUUGGAAAAAAAACAUAUACCAUUAUGCAGAUAUAGACAAUUUCAUCACCGGAAGGAAGAAACAAAAUGAUAACAUGGAACGCUUUGUCCUUGUGGAUACGAGGCCGAACAUCUCCUUUAGCGCGCUCUUGCCCAUUAGUGAAAAGGAAAAAGUUGAUAAUUUCAUUCCCUUUUCGAUUAACAUACCAUAUCAUCAUUUUAUUAGAAGCCAUGAUGAAAAAUAUAAAUUUUUUACAUUUAAAAAUGAGGCUGAAAUAAAAAACAUCUGUGACAAGUACGAUCUUCUAAAUGAGCAUAAGACCAUCAUAUCCACGUGCAGCAAAGGAAUCAGUGCCUGUGUUUUACUCUUCCUUCUACAUCAGCUAAAUAAACCGCUCCAUAAACUGGCACUGUAUCAUGGGAGCCUUGUCGAUUAUAAGUUUAGGAAGUACGGUCUUCAGUAG